Mus musculus (house mouse) is the source of this 3465-nucleotide messenger RNA. It is a transcript of the gene Slc13a5, whose product is annotated as solute carrier family 13 (sodium-dependent citrate transporter), member 5. Gene Ontology annotation, molecular function: organic acid:sodium symporter activity; citrate transmembrane transporter activity; transmembrane transporter activity. Gene Ontology annotation, cellular component: membrane; plasma membrane. Gene Ontology annotation, biological process: citrate transport; alpha-ketoglutarate transport; tricarboxylic acid transmembrane transport. Bases 125 to 1954 code for a protein of 609 amino acids. The transcript is spliced from 13 exons. NCBI's taxonomy places the organism in Eukaryota, Metazoa, Chordata, Mammalia, Rodentia, Muridae. The record is from RefSeq and is marked validated.
AAAUGGGUUCUAUGUCUAGAGUCGGGCUAACGCUAGGAGGAAGCCAGCGGAUCUUGGAGGUGAGAAGACCGCGGUGGCGCAGGGCUCGGCCAUCGCCUCUAGGAGACGCCCCUCCGGGAUAGGGAUGAGAAGGAGAACGCUUUGGAGAGAGAAGCCUGAGAAUCCUACAGGCUGGUGUUUUUCAUCUGGGACAUUCCGGAGUCCAGGAGAGAGCAGUCAGUCUCCCUUUCACGCGAUGGAUUCGGCGAAGACUUGUGUGACCAAGUUCAAGUCCUUUGCGAUUUUGCUCUUCACCCCGAUCCUGAUGCUUCCACUCGUCAUUCUGAUACCUGACAAGUUUGCCAGGUGUGCCUAUGUUAUAGUCAUUAUGGCUGUCUACUGGUGCACAGAUGUCAUCCCAGUGGCUGUUACCUCCCUCCUGCCUGUCUUACUCUUCCCACUUUUGAAGGUUCUGGACUCCAAGCAGGUAUGUAUCCAAUACAUGAAGGACACCAACAUGCUGUUCCUGGGCAGUCUCAUUGUGGCUGUGGCUGUGGAACGCUGGAAACUUCAUAAGAGGGUUGCCCUGAGAAUGCUGCUCUUUGUGGGGACCAAGCCCUCACGGCUGAUGCUGGGCUUUAUGUUUGUCACGGCCUUCCUGUCCAUGUGGAUCAGCAAUACUGCCGCCACAGCCAUGAUGAUACCCAUUGUGGAGGCCAUGCUGCAGCAAAUGAUAGCCGCCAAUACAGCUGUGGAGGCCAGCCUGGGGACACUGGAGCUGCUGGACAAGAACAAGACCAGCGAGUUGCCAGGAAGCCAGGUGGUAUUUGAAGACCCCAAUGUGCAGGAGCAGGAAGACGAAGAAACAAAGAAUAUGUACAAGGCUAUGCACCUAUGUGUUUGCUAUUCAGCCAGCAUUGGGGGUACAGCCACCUUGACCGGGACGGGACCCAACGUGGUGCUCCUGGGCCAGAUGCAGGAAUUGUUUCCUGACAGUAAAGAUGUCCUGAACUAUGCAUCUUGGUUUGGAUUUGCCUUCCCCAACAUGGUGAUGAUGCUGGUGCUGGCCUGGCUGUGGCUCCAGUGCUUGUACAUGAGACACAAUUUAAAAAAAACUUGCAUCUGCUGUGGGGAGAAGAAGAGGGACACCGAGAAGAUUGCCUACAAAGUGCUGAACGAGGAGUACCAGAAGCUGGGGUCCUUGAGCUACCCUGAAUGCAACGUGCUCUUUUGCUUCACCCUACUUGUCAUCCUGUGGUUCUCCCGAGACCCCGGCUUCAUGCCUGGCUGGCUGUCAUUCGCCUGGGUCGAGGGAAACACCGUUCAUAUCACAGAUGCCACAGUGGCCAUCUUUGUGGCCAUUUUGCUUUUCAUCAUACCUUCACAAAAGCCCAAGUUCAACUUCAGCAGCCAGACUGAGGAAGAAAGGAAAACUCCGUUCUACCCCCCAGCACUGCUGGAUUGGAAAGUCGCCCAAGAGAAAGUGCCCUGGGACAUCGUGCUGCUCCUGGGGGGAGGGUUUGCUAUGGCAAAAGGAUGUGAGACGUCAGGGCUCUCGAAGUGGAUGGCAGCACAGAUGGAACCCUUGAGAUUAGUGAAACCUGCUGUCAUUACCUUGAUCUUGUCCUGUCUUGUUGCAAUGACCACAGAGUGCACAAGUAACGUGGCCACUACCACCCUGUUCCUGCCUAUCUUUGCCUCCAUGGCUCGUUCCAUUGGUAUCCAUCCUCUGUAUGUCAUGAUUCCCUGUACCAUGAGUGCUUCACUUGCCUUCAUGUUGCCUGUGGCCACCCCACCGAAUGCCAUCGUGUUUGCCUACGGACACCUCAGAGUUGUUGACAUGAUGAAAACAGGAUUGAUAAUGAACUUCGUUGGAAUCCUAUCUGUGUUUCUGUCAGUCAACACCUGGGGUCGGGCUAUGUUUAACUUGGAUAACUUCCCCGACUGGGCAAAUUCAACAAGUGUUAACACUUAGGAAGAGCCGCAAGAGCACAAGCAUGCCCCCCCCACCCCAACCCUUUUGAGGACUAUGAACCUUCUGGCACACCUUGCACAGAGCACUGGUGCUCACACUCUAGUGUGAUCCAAUGAUGUCAACACCCCAAGAAGAUCUACCCAACUAUAUCAAGUUCAGAGAUGGCAAUGGAUGAUGGGAAGAUAAGCUCAGAAGGGAAAGGAACCCCUUUGAGAGGUCGCGAGGCCCAUCUUUACUAGGACCCUUCCAUCUCUCCUGGGACAGGCAGGAACCAGAGGGACCAGGGCUCAAAUCUUGUACUAUGUGGCUUUGACAGACUACUGGCUCCAUGCUGGGCUCCCGGUUCUCACAUGCCUGCUCCCACGGUCUCCACACGGGGGGGUGGGGGGGGAGCGGAUUGCCAGGCUGGGAGCCCCGUCCUGGUGCCUCUUCUGGAUGUCCCCAGAUCAUCAUAUCUAUCACCACGAGAGAACUUCCCAUCCAGGGCAGAACUCUGAUCUUAAACACUUCCCACUGCCAGAGUGAGAGUGGGAGUCAUGGCCUCCUGAAAACUUGGACUCUGCAUGGUGCCACCACCAACCAUUGAGUAGUCUGAGGUGCUAACAUCAGGCCCUCCUGCUCACUCCUUGGCUGACCUGCCCCCCUACUUGCCUCAUUUCAUAUUUCAUAUUCAUUUCAUAUUUCAUAUUCAUUAACAGUUUGAGCUCCCUUCCCAGCUCCCCAGUAAGCCCUCCUUCAGCCUCCAGAUCCCCACCCCCCUAGCUGAGGCUCCCCCAGAAAACCCCUGGUUUUUUUUUUUUCCAGGGAGCUCAGUUUGAUCAUUCUGGGAAUUCUUGUCCUGCCAGCCUGGUGCGGCUGGGAUCACACUUCAAGGAUGGACAGUGGUGUCUCUUUGGGAGAUGGUGUUCAAGUGGGAUACCUAAGUCUUCCCGUGGCUAGAUCCAGAGCAGAUUCAGCCGGCUCAUUUCCAAGGGCUGGGCCACUGCACAGUUUGUCUGUCCCCGUUGGACUCUUGAGCUCCUCUGGGAAGGCCUUUCCCUUGCCGGCUGUGCAUUGUGGCCAGGACUGGUAGCAACAGAGCAUGGCUGAGAAGGAGCAGCGUGCUUCUUGGUGUCUGAGCAGACAGACCCUGCCAGAGUAAACUGGCUGAGGGGAGUGUCCAUCAUAUGAAAGGGAGACAGGAGAGGAAGCUCUCCGUUGUCUUUCAGUGAUACCCUCUUCCUUGCUUAAUUUGCUCUGAAAAGAAGCACAGUUGGGUAGACGAGGCCCGUGGAUGUCAUUUUUUUUUUUCUGGGCAGAAGACAGUAUGGGGACCCAAGAAGUUCCCAUCAAAGACCAAGUAUGUGCCUGGCUCCUUAGGAGGGAUGACUCCUGACCACACUGUUGAAGGCUUGCUCUUGUCAAAUACUCUGUCUGCUAUGGAAAGUUCCAGUGUGCUGACUGGUCUGUGAUUUUGUACCUUGUGAAGGAGACAGAGGGAGGCAGAUGAAUAAACAGUUGCUCUCUGUCCA